This is a messenger RNA of Cariama cristata (Red-legged seriema), 879 nucleotides long. It is a transcript of the gene UBE2J2, whose product is annotated as ubiquitin-conjugating enzyme E2, J2. The coding region runs from base 1 to 780 and encodes 259 amino acids. The record is from RefSeq and is a predicted model, not a curated record. NCBI's taxonomy places the organism in Eukaryota, Metazoa, Chordata, Aves, Cariamiformes, Cariamidae. The transcript is spliced from 6 exons.
AUGAGCAACAACAGUAAUAAGAGAGCGCCAACGACGGCAACACAGAGACUUAAACAAGACUACCUUCGAAUUAAGAAAGAUCCAGUGCCUUAUAUCUGUGCAGAGCCCCUCCCAUCUAAUAUCCUUGAAUGGCACUAUGUUGUACGGGGACCCGAAAUGACUCCCUAUGAAGGUGGCUAUUAUCAUGGGAAACUAAUAUUCCCCAGAGAAUUUCCUUUUAAACCUCCUAGUAUUUAUAUGAUUACACCUAAUGGAAGGUUUAAGUGUAAUACAAGGUUGUGUCUUUCAAUCACUGAUUUCCACCCGGAUACAUGGAAUCCAGCUUGGUCAGUCUCAACGAUCUUGACAGGCCUUCUUAGUUUUAUGGUGGAAAAGGGCCCCACACUGGGCAGCAUAGAGACGUCAGAGUUCACAAAAAGACAGCUCGCUGCACAAAGCUUAGCAUUUAAUUUAAAAGAUAAAGUCUUCUGCGAGCUCUUCCCUGAAGUGGUGGAGGAGAUUAAACAAAAACAGAAAGCACAAGAGGAGCUCAGUAACAGACCUCCAUCCCUCCCUUUACCAGAUGUUGUCCCUGAUGGGGAAGCACACUACGGUCAGAAUGGAAUACCCCUUCUUAAUGGGCAUGUACCAUUGGCACCUGCCAAUCAUCCAGGUCUCCAGCAGGCCAACCGUAACCAUGGACUUUUAGGCGGAGCUUUGGCGAACUUGUUUGUUAUAGUUGGUUUUGCAGCCUUUGCCUACACAGUCAAGUAUGUACUGAGAAGCAUAGCGCAAGAAUGAGGAUAAUAAAAGAAAUCCAAGACCAAAUUAGUGGUAGUUGCAGAAUGAGUGGGACUCUUUGGGCAUCUGACUCUGACACUGGGAUAAAUAUUUGUUUUA